GACCCCUACACUAGAUAUCUGAUGUGUGUUUCGUCACGGGCAUCCAAUGUAACACAAUACCCGUCUCCUGUUCAAUACUAGCCCCCUUUGCGAGUCCUCAUAGUAUAUGUAAUAUAUUUAUUCUAUAGCGUUCGGAGAGAAUCCCCCUAUCCACCUACUUAUGUCCGGCCGUCUGUCCACCUAAACCUUUGUCUUACUUCCAGCUGGUUUGAUCAUUCCACACUUCUGCACCUCACCUUUGUUCUUUUGUUCGAGGCGCAAGUCGGCGCAGCAUGCCAUCGCCAACAGCGGUCUAUCAUCACCUGCUUUAGAUCCUUUACACCCCGUCAUAGAAAGAUGUGGCGGCGGACGUAUCUGUUGCUCAUCCUGGUCAGGCUCUGGUUUGCCCUUUCACCGAGCUAUCUGCAUCCCGACGAGAACUUCCAAGGACCAGAAGUCAUCGCCGGUGGGUUACUUUCCUCUGCUUACAGCUUCUUAGCUAACGAGAUACCUUGCGCAGGCCGAGUCUUUUCCUACCAAGUACACCUCACCUGGGAGUUCACCUCCGAGAAUCCUAUCCGGAGUUCGUUUCCGUUAUGGCUGACCUAUGGCCUACCAAUGUAUAUUCUGCACUGGAUAUGGGAGGGAGCUGGGAAGGGCGAGGUGCCUCCAUUCAUCGUAUACUGGGUGCUGCGCAUUAUCAUGUUUACUUUGAGCUUCGUUCUUGAGGACUGGGCCAUACACGAGCUCGUACAAUCGCCGAGCCAGCGCCGUCGCGCAGUGCUGCUCGUGGCAUCGUCUUACGUGACGUGGACUCUACAGACCCAUACAUUUUCGAACUCGAUCGAAACUCUUGUGCUAGCCUGGAGUAUGGUUUUGAUCCACCGCAUCGUCGAGGACAAGGAACGCUCAAGCGCACUUGCUUGCACGUUACUAGGAUUCCUCUCGGUGCUUGGAGUCUUCAACCGUAUAACAUUUCCUGCAUUUCUUCUUGUACCCGGGCUACAGCUAUGUCCUCAUUUCAAGCGAAAGCCAUUCUCUCUGCUUUUCAUAAUACUCUCGGUCGCCUUUACAACUUUCCUCGCCAUCGGUUUCGACACCGCAUUCUACCAGAACGAGACCUUAAACUUUAUCGAUCUUGUCCGCCGUCCCGUCAUCACGCCAUUGAAUAAUCUGAUAUACAACUCGUCUUCAGAAAACCUUGCACAGCAUGGUCUGCAUCCGUACUACCAGCAUAUCGUUGCGAAUCUACCACAGCUUCUCGGUCCGGCGUUUCCCCUAUUAUUUCUCUCUUAUCGCAAAUCAUUACGCCUCGCAUCUGCCGUUGCCGGCAUACUUCUCCUCUCCCUGUUUCCGCAUCAAGAAGCGCGAUUCCUUCUCCCAACGAUACCCCUUAUUCUCUCCUCGAUACGACUACCUAAAUACUUGCCGCGGCUCUGGCUAGCCUCUUGGAUCAUAUUUAAUGCUUUCUUUGGGAUACUCAUGGGGGUAUAUCACCAGGGUGGUGUUGUACCCGCACAAAAUUACAUCGCAGCUAGCGAGGAGAACAUCUCGCACGUCUUCUGGUGGAAGACGUAUAGCCCUCCAGUGUGGUUACUGGACGGCAAGAGCGAAAACUUGUCCACAAUCGACCUCAUGGGGCUGCAGGGAGACCUCAUGGUGGCUCGUGUGCAAGACGCGCUGAGCUGCGACCACUCCCGCACUCUAAACUCCACUUCCCCAGCAAGCGUCUACCUUGUCGCGCCUCGCUCCGCGUACUAUCUAAAACCAUAUAUACAAGGCAGCGAUAGCGCGACACCAAAUCUGCUCCACCUCGAAGAGGUCUGGAGCCAUACAAGCCAUCUGAACCUAGACGAUCUAGAUUUUGGAGACGAUGGCAUCUGGCCAACACUAUCCAGAGUAGUUGGCGAUCGUGGUUUGGUCAUUUGGGAAGCACGGAAAAGUUGUUAAUGUAUUAAAAAAAUUGUAUUGGGCUUGGGCUGUGUUUGGUUAAAAGGGCACGGCGAUGUCUACCCUUGGUGCAGCGCCUUUGAUGCUUCUAGAUUUAUACCCCUGUACACUUACGGCCUUGGCGCCUCGUCUUGACUAUCGAUCAUCUUCUUUGUCUCUCUCGUAUAUGUACUGAAAAGACUAGCUUCGCAGCAAUCUCACUUUUCUUGCAAUACACGGACACGUCACGUUUCCUUAACCGCACUGAUGCUGCAGCGGGAGAGAGA
Pseudovirgaria hyperparasitica is the source of this 2195-nucleotide messenger RNA. RefSeq lists its product as uncharacterized. The coding region runs from base 337 to 1929 and encodes 530 amino acids. NCBI's taxonomy places the organism in Eukaryota, Fungi, Ascomycota, Dothideomycetes, Acrospermales, Acrospermaceae. The transcript has 4 exons. Gene Ontology annotation, biological process: GPI anchor biosynthetic process. The record is from RefSeq and is a predicted model, not a curated record. Gene Ontology annotation, cellular component: endoplasmic reticulum membrane. Gene Ontology annotation, molecular function: alpha-1,2-mannosyltransferase activity.